Molecule: messenger RNA, 7416 nt
Organism: Aspergillus melleus
Lineage: Eukaryota; Fungi; Ascomycota; Eurotiomycetes; Eurotiales; Aspergillaceae
Exons: 16
Coding region: 1-7416 (2471 amino acids)
Biological process (GO): fatty acid biosynthetic process; secondary metabolite biosynthetic process
Molecular function (GO): 3-oxoacyl-[acyl-carrier-protein] synthase activity; fatty acid synthase activity; oxidoreductase activity
Source: RefSeq, a predicted model, not a curated record
AUGGACAAUCCUAAUGAGAAACCCUCUUCGACAUCAGGGUCUACUAUCCCAAACGAAGAUGAGAGCCUCCUCCCCCCCAUCGCCAUUGUCGGCAUGGCGCUUCGCCUCCCCGGAGACAUAUCUACACCCUCAUCUUUCUGGUCCCUACUCAUGAACAAAACCGACACGUCAGGCCCCAUCCCCUCGGACCGAUACAACAUUGAUGCCUUCCACUCGCCCACCAAGCCCGGCAUGGUACGUCCGCAGCGCGGCCACUUCCUGUCUCAGGACUAUGUGAACCAGAUCGACGCCUCGGUCUUCCAGGUAGCCGGGUACGAGGCUUCGCAUCUAGACCCGCAGCAGACACUACUAAUGGAGGUUGUCUGGGAGUGUAUGGAGAGCGCGGGGCAGACCGAGUGGCGUGGACGGGAGAUCGGGUGCUAUGUUGGCGUGUUUGGGGAGGAUUGGAAUGAUUUGAAAGCAAAGGAAACGGGGGAACUGUCGAGAGCGCAUGUGUUUGCGGCGGGCGGGUUUGCAUUGUCGAAUCGCGUGAGCUACCAGUUCGAUCUAAGAGGUCCAAGUGCCACUAUUCAAACCGCCUGCUCGUCCUCCCUGACGGCCGUCCACGAAGCCUGUCAAGCGCUAUACACGCGCAGCUGCGAAUCUGCCAUCGUCGCAGGAACCAACAUGAUCCUGACCCCCACGAUGACGAUCACGAUGUCCGACAACCGAGUCCUCUCGCCUGAUGGACGAUGCAAGACCUUCGACGCCAACGCGGAUGGCUAUGCGCGCGGUGAGGCCGCCAAUGCGGUGUUCCUGAAACGAUUGGACGACGCGGUGCGAGACGGCGAUCCCAUCCGCGGCGUGAUUCGGUCCACGGCGGCCAACUACGAUGGACACAGUAGUCGCAUCUUUGCACCAGAUGUGCACAGCCAAGAGAGAGUAAUUCGGCAGGCGUAUUCGCGCGCUGGGAUCACGGACAUCGCCCAGACCGCGUUUGUUGAGUGUCAUGGUACCGGGACUAGGACGGGAGAUAUGGUUGAGGCGACGGCGGUGGCGAGGGCAUUCAAGUCCGAGGAGUUGUAUCUGGGGGCGGUCAAACCGAAUGUUGGGCAUGGUGAAGGCGCGUCGGGAUUGACGGGGCUGAUUAAAGCCGUGUUGGCGUUGGAAAAUCGUAUCAUCCCGCCGAAUAUUCAUUUUGAGACUCCGAAUCCGAAGAUUCCCUUCAACAAGGGUUUGCGUGUCCCCGUAGAUCCUGUUCCGUGGCCGUCGAAUCGGAAGGAGCGAGUUAGCGUGAACUGCUUCGGCGUCGGAGGGUCAAACGCUCACGUUAUCGUGGAAUCGGCAUCGUCGCUGAAGGCAAUCGAGCCUCCCUCAAACGCACGGGCUCGCUUGUUGGUGACCUCUGCAUAUAGCGAGGCAUCGCUGCACCGACGAAUCUCUGAUCUCCAGGCGUAUCUUAAGCAGAAUCCGAAAGGAGUUCAAGAUCUGGCAUAUACCCUUGGAGUGAAACGAGACCAUUUGUCUCAUCGAGCUUUCAUGAUUGCAAACGAAGAUGGGACACUGGAAGAACCUAUUCUAUCCAAACCUGUCGCUCCGUCGUCGAUUGUAUUUGCUUUCACCGGUCAAGGAACUCAGUGGCCGGGGAUGGCGAAGGAGCUCGUUCAGUCCGUCGAGUCAUUCCGUGCGGAUAUUAGGAAGAUGGACCAGAUUCUCAAGACGUUGCCGGACCCCCCGGCUUGGGAUAUAGAAGAUGAGCUACUUCGUCUCGGCACUUCUCACCGCGCUAGCAAGGCCGAAUUAUCGCAGACUCUUUGUGCCGCCGUUCAAAUCGCAUUAACCAAUCUGUUCUCGGCAUGGAGAAUCCGUCCGUCCGCCGUAGUAGGCCAUUCCAGCGGCGAGAUUGCGGCUGCAUACGCGGCGGGUGCGAUUCCUAUCGAGUCGGCUAUAAUCAUUGCAUACUAUCGCGGACAGGUUGCCAAGUCGAGUACCAGACUAGGAGGGAUGGUGGUGGUUGGGCUGGGUCCGGAGAUAGCUAAACAUUACCUUGUUGACGGAGUGGUUAUAGCGUGUGAAAAUAGUCCCCAGAGUGUUAAUUUAUCUGGGGACAAGGAUAAGUUGGAUGCGGUGCUGGAAACCAUCCUGACCGAGCACCCGGAAACAUUCUACAAAAAACUACCUGUCGAGGUGGCAUACCAUUCACCCCACAUGGCCGAUCUGGGACACACUUACGAGGCCUCCAUCCGCCCUCAUAUCUCGACCACUACAACCACCAGCGGGAUUCCCAUGUACUCCACCGUGACCGGGCAAUCCCUACGUUUCACCGACUUGGAUGCUGCAUACUGGCGACGCAACCUUGAGUCACCCGUUCUUUUCGCCUCAGCCGUGGGUAAUCUGCUGGACGCACAGACGACAGAUCCCGAACCAACCCUCUUCCUCGAGAUUGGCGCACACCCAGCUCUCUCUUCUCCUCUCCGCCAAAUCUCCUCUGAUCUCAAAAAGCCCAUCUCCCACAUCGCCACCCUCAGCCGACACACUGACCAACACCUCUGCAUCCUCCAAUCCGCCGGACACAUAUACCUCGCAAAUCACAUCCCAUCGUUCUCGACUCUCAAUGGCUCCGGCACCACUUUGUCCGAUCUUCCCAUCUACCCCUGGGACCGCCGGAAUUUCAACCGCCAAGAAAGCCGACUGACACGCAACUGGCGAUUCCGCAAACACGUACCCCACGAGCUGCUUGGCUCGCGGACACUGGAAUCCACGGACUUAGAGCCGUCGUGGCGGAAUUUGCUUCGCGCGUCGGCCGUUGCCUGGCUUUCGGAUCAUCAUGUCUUAGGGGACAUCGUGUUUCCGGCGGCCGGGUACAUCGCCAUGAUUGCGGAGGCAGUUCGCCAGGUCUCAGGCUCUGGGGACAGUAGCAGUCAGGGGUGUUGGAUCCAGCACCUGGUGAUUAAGACGCCAUUGACGCUGAGUACGAAGGGUGCUAUGGUGGAGGUGGUCACCUCGUUCAAGCCAGUGCGGUAUAGCGAUCGCGUCGAAUCAGAGUGGUGGGAGGUGACGGUCGCUUCUUUCAACGGGACUACGUGGACGAGGCAUUGCGUUGCGCAGGUUCAGAGCGAGGAGGCUGGUGACGGUGGUUGGAGUGGUCAUACCCUCUCGACUGAGAAGAUUGGAAGACUUCCCCGUCCUGUCGCCCCGGAAUCCUGGUAUCGCACGCUAAAGAGCGUCGGCCUGCAGUACGGCCCCCAGUUCCAGCUUCUAGAAGACAUCACCACCCAUCCGAUAGAAUACGUCGCGAAUGCCUCCGUCCGCAAGGAGCCCUUUCACGCUGAGUACCCUGUCCACCCAACAGUCAUUGACCAAUGUCUUCAGCUUGCUGGACUAGCAUCGUGUCGGGGCCGAACAACACUAAUUGAUGGCGUCGCCAUCCCGGCGUUUAUUGAGAGCUUGUACGUUGGCAGUGUGCAGGAAGGCGAGAUUAUGUUGGCACAGACGAAGGGUUCUUCGGUUGUCGGGACACAUGCGAAAUGCGAUGCACGGUUGAUGACAGGCGAGACGACGGCGCUGUCGGUGCAGGGCGCGGUGAUCGUGCAGUUGGAUCGGGGUAGGCUGGAAGAAACGCGUCCUUUAGCGUCCCACAUUGAAUGGAGGCCGGAUGCGGAUUUAGUAUCUACAAAGGAACUUGUGGACUGCGAGAUAGGCGAGCCAAGGGUUCUGAUGGAUAGAUUAUCUGCUCUGUCAGUCAUUCAGAUUAACAGGGCUAUCCGGGAUGUGACGCCUAUUCCUCAACAUGAGGAAUACAAACGAUGGGUCUGCGAAACAGUCGAGGAUGACCGGAAGGCCAUAACCCCUGAGGCACAGGAAUGGUCUACAUUGGAUGAUACGGCCCUACAGUGCCUUCGCGACGGACUGAGUGCAAAGCUGAAGACCCACGGCCAGGAAGAGAUCUCUGGCCUCAGUGCAAGUAUUGUCGAAGCUUGCGCCAACAUCCUGCGCGGGACGGUUGAUGUGGCCCAAUUCGUGUCAGAAGAGAGCCUCGUGCAGGUCCAUGAAUAUACGGCGUCAUCUGAGGCAGUAACUCAACUUCUUAGUCUGAUGCGCCAUACAAAUCCCCGACUGCGCGUUCUCGACAUCGGGAGUGGUUCGGCUAGAUUGACAUCGUGUGUCUUGAAAGCGCUUACAUCGGAAGAAGGGCGAUGCUGGUCAAAGUACACUUGGACUGAUAUGUCUACUGUCGCCGUCGAAGCUGCACAAGAAAGAUAUGGUGACGAGGUAGAGUGUUGUCUGUUUGAUGUCGCGCAGGACCCGACGGUGCAGGGAUUGCAGGAUUUUGGAUACGAUAUUGUUAUCGUGUCGAAUGCCUUGCGCACAAUCCCGCAGCUCAAUGCUGCUCUCCCAAACAUCAAGACGCUGCUGGUGCCGGGAGGGACAAUUGUGAUGCAGGAGAUGUCUCACAUUACAAUGAUGAACUAUAUUACGGGUCUUCUUCCCCAGUCGGAAAUCACGAAUGCAGGCUCUCUGUCGACAUCGGAGUGGAACUCCUCCCUAGAAACUGCUGGAUUUGAGGAUGUCAAUACAAUUGAAUUUGACCGCUCAUCCCAACGGCACAUCAUCGCAAAGGUCCCACAGCCUGCUCUCGAACCGACAUCAAUAGACAUUCUCGUACCCGACAGUCCGCGUCAUCCCUGGCAUAAAUCCAUAGAGUCUGUCCUAUCGGACAGAGGAUUCACCGUGCAGACUCACACCCUCGAUCAAGCCGUCGCCAAGAACACCCUUGUGAUCUCCCUCCUCGAUCUUGACGGGCCCUUCUUCAAAUCCAUGACGGCAGAUCAACUCUCUGCUCUACAAACUCUCCUUGCCUCCACCCCUCGCAUUCUCUGGGUUACGCACUCCGCUCAGGUGAAAUCCGCAAACCCGGACUUUGGACUAGUUCUCGGGGCCGCGCGGUGCAUUCGACAGGAAACUGGCGUCUCCUUUGCCACAGUGGAGGUGGAUGCAUUCACCCCUUCGGCACUGGACGCCGUGUUGAGCGUACAGGAGAAAUUCCGUCGGCAGCAGAGCCAAGAUGAUCUGGAUGCGAAAGAAUACGAGUUUGCCGUUCACGACGGAGUCGUCUACACGGGACGCUACCACUGGACUUCGCUCACGGAUAUGUUGAAUGCCCAGCCGGAGCAGGGCUCGUCGCUGAAGCUGGACAUCGCGACCUACGGCGCCAUCGGAUCUUUGGGCUGGGUGCCUGAUCAGAUAGAUUCCCUUGGUGCCGACGAUGUUGAAGUGGAUAUUCGAUACGUGGGAUUAAACUUUCGAGAUAUCAUGAUUUCUCUAGGCGUUGUGGCGAACAGAGAGGAACUGGGCAUCGAGUGCAGUGGCAUCGUUACCCGUACCGGCACGAACGUUCGGCACCUGCAUCGAGGCCAAAAAGUCGGCGUUCUCUAUCCUGGCGUGUUUCGCUCGCGCAAGGUCGUACCGGCGCAUGCGUGCUCAGAGAUCCCAGCUACAAUGUCGCUGGACGAUGCGGCAGGGGUCAUGGUGAUAUUUAAUACGGUGAUGUACUCGCUUACGGAGGUGGGGCGGUUACGCAAGGGACAGUCUAUUCUGAUUCAGGCCGCUUGCGGUGGUGUUGGCCUUGCAGCCGUCCAACUCUGUCAGACCAUUGGGGCCGAGAUUUACUGUACCGUCGGCAGCGAGAAGAAGGCCCAGUACCUUAUCGAAACAUUUGGUAUCCCGCGCCAUCGCAUAUUCAACUCCCGCGACGCGUCCUUCCUGCAGGGGGUUAUGCGCGAGACCAAGGGAGAAGGUGUGGAUAUUGUUCUCAAUUCGCUCAGUGGUCCUCUCCUCCACGCUUCCUGGCAGUGUGUAGCACAAUUUGGAAAGAUGAUUGAGCUGGGUAAGAGAGAUUUCCUGGAACAUGGCAUGCUCCGAAUGGAUUUGUUCGGAGGGAAUCGAACUUUCAUCGGGGUUGACUUGUUUGAGCUGGCGAAGAAGCCGGGUUUGAUCGCAGGACUGUACGAUCAAAUUCUCGAGCUCUUUCAAGAAGAUAAACUGCAGCCCGUCCGACCAUUGAAAGUGAUGCCCGCGGCAGAGGUCGAGCAGGCUUUUAGGCAUCUGCAGCAGGGUUUGCAUAUGGGCAAGAUUGUCGUGCAGAUCCCCGAAAGCACUGCCUCAUUGCAGGUCGCUAAGUCUCGUCAGUCGGUCAUAUUCGACCCCGACGCCGCCUAUCUGCUCGUGGGUGGACUCGGGGGAAUUGGUCGCUCUAUCGCAACGUGGAUGGUCGAGCACGGCGCAAAACACUUGAUCUUUCUCUCUCGUUCGGCCGGCCAGUCGGCAAAUGAUCAGGACUUCCUGCACGAGCUUCAUGUGCAAGGGUGCGAUGCUCGCGCCGUAAAGGGAGAUGUAUCGAUCCUGGCCGACGUUCAGCGUGCAGUCGAUGGCAGCUCUCAUCCCAUCCGAGGAAUGCUUCAACUAUCCAUGCUGACCCGCGACCAAUUCGUUCGCGACCUCACCUAUACUAACUGGACCACCGGCCUCGCCUCCAAAGUGACCGGUACCUGGAAUCUGCACCACGCGCUCCAGGCCUCACCACUGUCCUUCUUUGUCCUUUGCAGCUCCAUCGCCGGUAUUAUGGGCAGCCCAGGCCAAAUGAACUACGCGGCCGCCAACACAUUCCUCAACUCAUUCACGCAAUUUCGGCUGCAACAAAACCUGCCCGCCUCGGUCGUCAGCCUCGGGGGCGUCGACGACAUCGGCUUCCUAGCGACCCAGAAUACCCGCGUGAGGGACAACAUGCGCGCCGCCUCCGUGCGCAUGUUGCAGGAACACGAGGUCCUCGACGCCUUCGAGGUUGCCAUAACAGGCCGCGCCAUGCCCCUGCCGUCUAUCUCACGAGAGUCUCUCAUUCCGCAGGAACUCGUCAUCGGGAUGAGCAGCACCAAAGCCCUCUCGGAUCCCACUGUGCGUCCCCUCUGGGGCAACGACGCGCGGUUCUUGCACUACCGCGACGCGAUGACCCCUGCCUCAAACGAGCGAACCAUGGCGCCCAUGAACGCCGUCCGCCAGCUAAUCGCCGACACGAGAAUCCGGAUCGCAGCGGCGCGGUCCGCAUCUGCAUCCACGUCCCACCUCCCAACGGGUGGCUCUGGCGCCCUAUCUAGUGAUGGCAGUGAUCCCCUCGAGGCGCAAUUCACGCCCGCCCGCCGCGCUACAAUCCGCAAAGCCGUGUUAGACGGGAUCCAGGCGUUCUCAAUCUUCGGCGAGGACCUGGACAAUGAGGCACUUGGCAAGAUGCAGAUUGACUCGUUGAUGACGAUCGAAUUGAAGAAUUGGUUUAAGAGACAUUUAGGGCUAGAAGUGAGUAUUGGAGAUGUGGCAGCGGCUGGGACAUUGGGUGGUUUAGAAAAUGUGGUGGUUCGGGCGCUUCUAGCGGAGAACCCGCGAUGA